Messenger RNA from Pieris brassicae (large cabbage white), 3282 nucleotides. RefSeq names its product 6-phosphofructo-2-kinase/fructose-2,6-bisphosphatase (gene Pfrx). Gene Ontology annotation, biological process: fructose metabolic process; fructose 2,6-bisphosphate metabolic process. NCBI's taxonomy places the organism in Eukaryota, Metazoa, Arthropoda, Insecta, Lepidoptera, Pieridae. Gene Ontology annotation, cellular component: cytosol. The coding region runs from base 257 to 1804 and encodes 515 amino acids. Gene Ontology annotation, molecular function: 6-phosphofructo-2-kinase activity; fructose-2,6-bisphosphate 2-phosphatase activity; ATP binding. The transcript is spliced from 10 exons. The record is from RefSeq and is a predicted model, not a curated record.
CCCAGUCUUGUUCGUGACCGCAGCGCUGAAACGCGUAUCGAUAACUUCGUAUUAUUAUUUCGUAUUAAAUGACGUUUUUGUUCGCUCGUUCCACACAAACUGCGCAGUGUGCAACAGCUCGGAAUAGAAGAAUCAUAUUGUUCUAUUAUAUAUUGUAAAUUAUACAUUCUGGUACAAUCAGCUGAUAUAAAGGACAUCAAAAAAUCCGACUCGAAAUUGAAAUUUUAAUUCAGUCAUGCUGAGAUAGCGCGCGCAGAUGGACGUCACGAACGGUCCGUCGUUGCGUUUACGCGGCGGUGUAACAAAUUGUGAAAAUAAAAAACAUGAUUUAAAUUUGUGUACAAGUGUUAUGCCGGCUGAGACCCAACGACUCCUGCCACCAACUUCGGAGACGAUUAUGACAAAACCGUUUCCAAUUCGAGGAGAAAGAGCAAACUAUGUAAACAUUCCACAUGUUAUUGCAAUGGUUGGCCUGCCAGCUCGGGGCAAGACAUACAUAUCUAAAAAGCUGUCAAGAUAUCUUAAUUGGAUAGGAAUUAAUACUAGGGUAUUUAAUCUUGGAGAGUACAGACGUCAUGCUACAACUGCAUACACAAGCCAUGAGUUUUUCAGAGCUGAUAAUAAAGAGGCCAUGGCAAUACGGCAGCAAUGUGCGCUGGACGCAUUGCAUGAUGUUUGUGAGUGGCUGGUUAAAGGUGGAGAGGUUGCUGUGUUUGAUGCCACAAACUCAACAAUGGAGCGACGGCGAAUGAUCCGAGAAAUUGUUGUUCACAAAAUGGGCUUCAAACUGUUCUUUGUAGAAUCCAUUUGUGAUGAUCCACGGAUUAUAGAACAAAAUAUUAUGGAAGUAAAAGUAAGCAGUCCAGACUACACAAACAUACAAGACACAGACAAUGUUCUAGAUGACUUUUUACUAAGGAUAGAGCAUUAUAAAGAAAAGUAUGAGCCGUUGGACGAAAGCCUUGAAUCGGAAUGCAGCUUCAUGAAAAUAUAUGACACAGGAGAAAAAGUAGUUGUACAUAAACACGAAGGACAUAUACAAAGUCGGAUUGUAUAUUACUUGAUGAAUAUACAUAUAGUACCGCGGACUAUUUAUUUAACGAGGCAUGGUGAAAGUCUGCACAACUUAGUGGGUCGUAUAGGAGGUGACAGCGAGUUGUCAACGCGAGGAAAACAAUACGCUAGUGCACUAGCCACUUACAUAGACCAGCAAAAUAUCCCCGGUCUACGCGUUUGGACAUCCUGGAUGAAGAGAGCCAUACAAACAGUGAAGGAUGUCCGAGCACCACAGGAAAGGUGGAAGGCCCUGAAUGAGAUUGAUGCUGGGAUAUGCGAAGAAAUGACCUAUGCGGAGAUACAACAGAAGUACCCGUCAGACUUUAAUUCCCGGGAUGCGAACAAGUUCGCCUACCGGUACCCUCGAGGGGAGAGCUACGAAGACCUAGUGGCACGACUGGAGCCGGUCAUCAUGGAGCUGGAGAGGCAAGGGAAUGUACUAGUGGUGUCCCACCAGGCCGUCAUGAGGUGCCUUUUGGCUUACUUCCUGGAUAAGUCUGCUGAUGAGCUCCCAUAUCUUCAUGUGCCAUUGCACACAGUGAUAAAACUGACUCCGGUAGCGUACGGUUGUCGGGAAGAACAUAUUAAAUUGUCCGUCGAUGCCGUAGACACACAUCGGCCGAAACCAUCUGAAAAAGAAGAUACGAGCGGCAAUGGAAAAGUGAUACCUGCUCCGCCCAUUAAGUCGCUAGUUCCAUCUCUACUCAACGGUGAAGCAAAUGGAGAUAACAAAGAGGAUCAACACUAGAUGGCGUGCUAAUUUGAAAAACAUUAUACCUAUAUUAUCAAGGACAUAAUAUACAAUUUUUGCUGUGCACUUUUUAAUUAUGUGAAAUACAAAUUCGUAUAGGAAAUUGUACUUUGAUUUAGCGAUUCGACGGGUAAGUUGCAGAAACGAGGUUCCGUUAGUCUGACAUCUGUCAAAAAUGUUUUGGAUUUUGACAUACGGGAGUCUUAGUUCUUGCUCAAUCUAGUUUCUGAAUCUCCCCCAUUGCUAGGUAAAUAAACAAAAAACAUUUUAGGUACAAACCCAAUAUACAGGAACCAAUUUUUUUAAACAACUUGAGAAUAAAAUACUGUAACUAAUGUAGGUAGCAACUUUUACCUUAACUUUUAAUAAAAGCGGAUAUACUUCCAAAUCUGUUAGCGGUUGAACCGCAUAUAAUUUGAAUAUAUCGAGUUGAAUCAAUGUAAUCUAAAUUAUUUUAAACAAUGAUAUCUAUUAUAAAUGCCAUUUUCUUUUUAAAAAUAGGUUUCUUUGAGUAAGAUUAACAUUUCCAGCAUUAGGGUACUCAUUCCAGAAGGUGCUAAAAAUUCACGCAAUUUAGAACAUUUUGUUCUUUUUUUGCAAAAAUCCUUGGUAUGUACAGAAUAAAGCUCAUUAACAGCUUUAAAUUUGCGCUGAAAGACAAAUUGUUUCUAGCCUUGACUAACAAAUGUACUUUUGGAAGACCUUUGGCUUGUGUAAGACCUUUGAUAUGACAUCCACCAUAGAUAAUACUUAUAUAUAAGCCGAUGUUGAAUAUAUGGUGUUGCCAUGAUAUUAAAUAUAUAAUGUUUUUAUGUCACAAUCAUUUUAGCCUCAAUUGUUUAUUACUGCAAUUACUUUUUUAAAAUAACCAAGCUAUUGUACAAUGUUUUGGUAAAUUAAAUUAAAAUUAAAACCUUUUUAUUUCACUAUUAAAUUUGUAUUGUCUCUGGUAUUCAGGUCUAUAGAAUGAAGAAUGAGACUGAUGUUAAGUGAGUGUAUUCUUAAGUCAUGUAUAAUAUUAUACCGUGAUAAAAAUAAAACAUGAAAUUUAAUUUCAUACUGCUUAUUGUAAUGAAUAAAGCGCGGAGUCACUAGAUAUCAAAACUAGGCAAAAUUUUAGUUGUAUUCAAUAUAGAAACAACACCAUCUGUGAUUUUAAUGAAGAACUCUGCUAUACAAAUAAGUUUCUAUUUGGUUUUUGGUUGACUUUAUUUAAUUUAUAGAAUAAUUAAGAUUACUUUGUAAUGAAAUUUGGUAUGAAAUACCAAUUAGAUAUUGUUUUACAAUUCCAAAGAUUUCGUAAUCGUUUGGAUUUCUGAUUUUAAAAGUUUGAUUUCUUUGUAUAUAGUGACUCCACCGUUGUAUAUUUUUAUAAAAAUCUCACUUGUCUAUACUUCUGUAACCAUUUUGUUUAUAUUAUUUAAAUAAGGGGUUUUUACAAACUGGCUAUACGUUAAUUGUAAAAUAAUUAUAGU